GCCGUGAUGACGUCACUGUCACUCGGGCGCGACCAGUGUUUACCUGCCGGUUGAUGCGAUUCGAAGCACCGGCGGGUGGUUGAAGCCAAGCUGCAUGGCAGCCUUUCUGCACAAUUUCACGACGCCUCUGAUGCGUACACAUGAAUUCAUCUGCAUGCAGCAGCGAAGUUCAGAGGAAGAUUCUGGUGUUUGCUACCGAGCAGCCACAGACCACAAUGAAACAAAAGACGCGUAUAAAAGAUGCGAGCGGCGCUCAGCGAAUUGACCUGAAAAAGCGUCGCCAUCGCUCAGCAUUUGCCACUCGUCUCCCGUCUCACGGCACCCUCCUCUCGUCUCCGGUCACUCCGUCCGCCGCCAUGUCGCCGCCGAGCCGCUUGUGUCUUCUGCUCCUGCUGGGUUCCCUGGUGGUAGGCACCAGUCACUCGGACCCGUAUCCAGAACUGAGAAAAAUCCUGGAGGACAUCUCCAAAGAUGUGGAUCUGAAGAGCGUAAACAUCAGCACUCAUCCUCCCUUCAAGAGCGUCAUCAAGAGCAUCAGAGCGUGUCAGAACCGAGAGGAAGUCAAGCUGGCGAAGGCCACGUUGCACGUGUAUACGCGCAUCUCGGAGAGCAUCCUGCACAACGACACCCUGCUGAAGGUAGCGCCCGACCAGGAGCGGCUCAGGCGCAACGUCGGCCAGCUGACAAGCAAAUUGCGCCACCUGAGCGCCACCCUGGCCAGACGCCACUGCCCCAACACCGCAAACGUCCUGCAUCAGCUCACGCAGCUCCAGGUGGAUGACGUGACAUUCCAGAAGAGAGCGCUCUCUCAGUUUCUGGAGGUGUACAACAUGGCAACUGUAAUUGGCUCUCACACUUUGGCCUCACCCACCGAUGCCUCGCCGUGAAUGUAUUUUUCUCCAAAUGAUUCUUCUAAUUUAUUCCUUUAUUUAAUUCCCUCCCUCCCUCCCUCCCUCCUGUACCUUAAUUUAUUCUCUUUAGCGGAAGAAGCAGACCUUUUUGAACCUGUUUUCUCAUCAUCAAUACAUUUGUCGUCUUGAUUGAAAUGACAAUAAUAAAAGCACACGCCCAAAGUUCA
Molecule: messenger RNA, 1078 nt
Organism: Syngnathus acus (greater pipefish)
Lineage: Eukaryota; Metazoa; Chordata; Actinopteri; Syngnathiformes; Syngnathidae
Exons: 5
Coding region: 141-887 (248 amino acids)
Source: RefSeq, a predicted model, not a curated record